GUAUCAAUGUAAUGUAAAAUGAUUAUUUAUCAACUUUGGAAUCUUUCCAACAAUUAUACAGUAAAUUUGCUGAUAAUAUUUUUAUUAUCAAGAUCUACACAAUCAUGAAAAAACAAUCUAAACAGGAAGUCGUUUAUUAUACCUAAAAAUAUAAAAGGGCACCACCAAAAUGAUUUCGAACCAUUCGGGAAAAAAUUGUAAAAUGGACCUCAACUUUUCAUUGCUAUGGCUGAUAAUAAUCGUGCUAGAAAUUGUAAAACCGUCUUUUGAAACUAACUACGAAUACGUUUUGGAGGACGAAUCGGUAUUUAAUGAUUGUGUGGAUAAUCCCCCUGGAUAUUCAAAUAUUUCUGGACUGUUCGAUCUUUCGCAUGUCAACUUUGAAAUGGGUCCAGAGGGAAUUCACGUAGAGGGCAAAUUAAUCUGUUCAUGGGACAUUCAGCCAACCGAUCUCAUUGAAAGUCAAGUUAGCGUCUUUCAUUUGGAUCGUGGUACUUGGAAACCGACCAUACUUAACUUGACGAUUAAAGAUUUUUGCAAAAUACAUCUCGACCCGAAGCAAUAUUGGUACAACGUUUAUCCAAAAUAUAUUAUCAAUAGAGAGGAAGCUAAAGAAAAAUGUUAUAACUACAUUGGAACUGAAUAUUUUUUUGAACCGUUUAUCAUGAAAAUGUAUUUUGGCGCAGGCUUGAAGAUUCCACCUGGAAGAAAACGUAUGGUAUUUAUCUUAACAGCGAUUGAUGUGAAUAAUGUAAGACGUCCAAAUGGAAUUUGCUUUGAGAUAAAAGGAGAAUUUGUAAAGGUUUGAGAAAGUAAUUAAAAUAAUAUGCUUUUUGCAUCCGUUAAACUAAACUUCAGUCUCGAGAAAUAUUUAUUUAUAGAUUGCCCAAGAGAGCAACGGAUUUAUUAAAUAUGAUUUCAUCGAAACCAUAUACACUAUUAAACACCAAAAUAUUUUAUAAUUAAUAAUGCAAUAUAACUUGUUUAUUGAAUCAACACAAUAAUGUUACAAAAUUAUCAAGAUCUCUUACGAAAUGCAAUCACGAUUAAACAGUUUACAUAGCCAAACAUUGCACUGAGAGAAUAAAGACGACGAAAAAUUUAAAAUUCUGUAUUAAAUAUCAUUGUUCCCGAAUUGUGUGUCUUGCAAUUGGUAAAUAUUUUCUUAAAUUAGAACUUUGUUGUUGGAGAUUUCCGAUUUGUAAAUAAUAUGUCCCAAGCUUUUAGUUUUUUUUUUAAUUCAAGAACACUUAAAACAAUUCGUGUUCAACUUACUUUAAGUACAAUUCUGUCUGGAUUCCAGUCAAUUUUCUUCAUUUUUAAAAGUUCUGACAGUUAUUUUAUGUUGGCUAUUACUUGCAUUUAUAGAAAGUCCUGUUAUAGUAUCACCAAGUACUUUUUUUAUGAGAACAAAAUAAGAUGUUACUUGUACAUCGUUAGAAAUAAUUUUUCAUUUGGUACAGGGAAAGUUGAAGUUAAUGUUGGGUUGGGUGCGUUUUUUAACGGUUGCUUUUGGACAGUAUUUAGGGCGUUACUUCGCAAAGCACUCUCAAGAUUUUCGCUAUUUCUGUCAGGGUACAAACAUAAUAUACAAACAUUGCCCCGCUAAAACUCGAUGUCUUGCCUUUCGAAGUGAACUCUUGCCACGGUGUCUACCCUUUCUGUUGGU
This is a messenger RNA of Drosophila suzukii, 1669 nucleotides long. It is a transcript of the gene CheB74a, whose product is annotated as Chemosensory protein B 74a. The record is from RefSeq and is a predicted model, not a curated record. NCBI's taxonomy places the organism in Eukaryota, Metazoa, Arthropoda, Insecta, Diptera, Drosophilidae.